Messenger RNA from Suillus subaureus, 867 nucleotides. RefSeq lists its product as uncharacterized. The coding region runs from base 1 to 867 and encodes 288 amino acids. The record is from RefSeq and is a predicted model, not a curated record. The transcript has a single exon. Gene Ontology annotation, molecular function: nucleic acid binding. Lineage: Eukaryota; Fungi; Basidiomycota; Agaricomycetes; Boletales; Suillaceae.
AUGUCAUGGUCCCCCCCAACAAAAGGCAACAAAGUAAGCUCCCUACCACAAGCAGCACAAACACUCUUAAAAACUGCUAGAAAACACAACAUUAGUUUUGCGCCAAUAAAGAUCUCAAAAGACAUGAAAAAGAAACUACCAGUAUGGAACCACAUAGGAACCCCUACUAAUGCAUACCAUAAAAUAAAAACCAAGUGCCUAAACAAAACACACAAAUUAACAAACAUAAAAGAUCUCAUUAAGAUACACAAAAGACUCACCCACAUCAACAAUGAAGACCAACAUUACCCACAGAAAGACUGCCCCUGCCCAGCAUGCCAAAAAGACCACAGAAUAGGUUGCAAAGACCCCCACAAGUGUGCUCAGACCGCAAAUGAAAUUCUCUUUAAAAUCACCCCAAAAUUCAACACAAAAACCAAACCUAAAAAGGAUGGACUGACACUCACCCAACGAAGGCUAGAGAAAAACCAUCAAGCCCACAAGAACAGACAAGGAGAGAUCCUCUUUGACCCAACCACCACCAUCUGCUCCAACCUUGCAGACAGUUUCAGAAUCUUCGUGGACCCAGAACAUAUCUCCCCCACUCCAGCACACAGACUAAGAGUGCCAGCAAGAGGCCUAAAUCUAUUACAAGACCAUAUUACAAUUUUUACCAAUGGCUCAUGUAUCAACAACAGGAAAGAAAACUCACAAAGUGGAGGCAGCAUCUGGCUCAGAGAGAACCACCCAAAAAACCUUGCCUUCAGAAUCCCAGGGAACAAACACUCUAACCAAAUAGCCAAUGUAGGGAAUGAGAUUCCUCCAGGCAUAUAUUGUCCAUAUUACGACUCACGACAAUUGGUACAGUGUACAACUCACCCUCCAUGA